Molecule: messenger RNA, 8144 nt
Organism: Syngnathus typhle (broad-nosed pipefish)
Lineage: Eukaryota; Metazoa; Chordata; Actinopteri; Syngnathiformes; Syngnathidae
Product: RIMS-binding protein 2-like
Exons: 33
Coding region: 261-6650 (2129 amino acids)
Biological process (GO): neuromuscular synaptic transmission
Molecular function (GO): protein binding
Source: RefSeq, a predicted model, not a curated record
GUCCUAAACGCCGGAGGGUACCUGAAGGCAGCACUGCCAAUGGACGGUCCAGUCGGUUGACAUGUUCUUUACGGAUAAACAAAUGCAUAGUUCCAAGGAUCUUUUGGAGCUAACUGUGUCACUUGUGCACAUAGUUUGAAUGUCGACGAAUUUAUCCAAAGCCAAGUAACGUAUCGGCUAUGAGUGUCCUGCUGUGACAACUGCAUGCUGCAUGUCUCAUAAAGUGUCCAUCACCCACCUCUUUAAAGAUAUGCCUAAGAAUGCUGUGCCGUGACAUAAUGAGAAAAGGCGGCGAUAACCCUCUGCUAUUAUCAUCCAAGAAACCUUACCACGGCCAGACAAACUAUGGACCACAUCUAGAAACUGCACAUUCUGUUUUGGAAGUGGAGGAUGAAGAGAUAAGGCACCUACAGGAGGUGACUUCCAGACGUGCAUGGCGAACACACACACACUCCAGCACACCGCAGUGUGUCUUUCAAGAGAGUGGGCCAUACAGUAAGAUUGAGGCCAAGAGCUCCGCACGCAAAACGCGAUUGAAUCUGGAGCAGCUGCUUCUGAUGCUGUCUGGGAAGAUAAAUAGUGAGCAGGGAGUCUAUAAAUUGCAUAGGCAGGAAUUGGAGCUGGAAAAAGCCAUCAUCCUCUGCCACCUGCUGGAAACCCACCAAGAUUUUAUACACAAAAGACACAUUGCAAGACAAUUAACCCAAGAUGGUGGGAGCUUCCAUGUAAAUCACUCUAGGACCUCCAAAAUUGACCCUUGUUUAUCCAAGAAGAACAGCAAACUGGACCACCCGGUACAGCGGGAAGCAAGCAGUGACUUGUGUUUAGAUGACACCACCAGUGGAGCAGUGGACACCUGUUGGAGCAGUGCUCUAAAAAUUCAGCACCCUCCAAACACUCCUUGUGCACAUUGCAACGACCAGGCCCCCGACUACACACAGUCAACUGGUGCAAAUGAGUCCCCUCCCUCCAAAUGCAUGGACAGAAACAUGGAGAAUGGUGCAGACUACCACUUUCUGGUACGUCAGAACUUUGAACUAUUGCGAGCGUUGGAUGAACUGAAGAAGACAUGCAGCAUACUGAGGGAGGAAAAUUGCCUGUUGCGGAAGAGCAGUGCUCCAGAAACGGAGGAGAAGGUCCGACGCUUGAGGAGGAAGAACACGGAACUGGCAGUGCUUGCCAAAAGACUGGAGGAGAGGGCGCGCAAAUUGCAGGAGGCUAACCUCAAAAUGGUGAGCGCUCCAUCGCUGAUAAGGCCCGGAUCAGUGGAACACUACAAGAGGGCAUUUGCACGACAGCGAGCACGUGACCUGGCCCAGCACGCCGACGCACUCUUGUGCAAGGAGAAGGAGAUUGCCGCGCUGCAGCAGAACUUCAGGGAACUGGAAGCACAACUUGGCACUGCUAACGGUUCUCCCGUCCCAUCAGUCAGAGUGGAAUUUGAGAAACUGCUCAGGGAGUCUCAGAGGGAAGUUCUCCGGCUUCAAAGGCAACUGGCCGUCACCUCAACCACCCAGCACCAAAACAAAAAUCCUGAUCCUGGUGACCCGGAGAAGUGUGAGACAUCUGCUCAGAUGGUGGAUGAGGAAGGGAAGGUUGUAGGAGAGACCCCGCCGCGUGUGCCGUUAGAUGAAUCUCCAUCUAGGUGUGAGAAGACUCCCGGAGAGGAGGAGGAGGAGUCGGGGCUGCCAGUGACGCCCCCCCAACCGGGCCUCAGCCCGACUCCCUCCCAGGAGGAGAAAAAUUCCCAGAAGCAUCUUCACUAUCUGGAGAGCGAGCUGACAAAGAAGAGAAAAGAAUGUGAAAAUCUUGAGCAUGAAGCAAAGAAGCGGCAGAAGAAAUGCCUGGAUUUGGAGAGCCAGCUUGAGGAUGAGCAGGGCCAAAAUGAGAAGCUAGAGGAGGAGGCACAUCUCCUCAGGAGGAAGGCGCAGCUGCUCGACCAGACUCGAGUUGAGAAUGACGAUUUGAAGGAAGAACUCUCCAAAGUGAGCGCUCAACACAAUUCAGUUCUCGAGGAGAACCAGAGACUCUGUGCCAAACUGGAGAACCUAGAGCAGGUCCUAAAGCAUAUGCGAGAGGUCGCUGAGCGAAGGCAGCAGUUGGAAUUGGAACAUGAGCAGGCUCUGGCUAUCCUUAAGUUCAAGCAGGAUGAAAUCAAACGCUUACAGCGAGCUCAGUUAUUUGCCAAGAGGGAGCAUGAAGGAGUGGUCCAGAUGUUGGAGGAGUUGGUUGAGCUGGUGUUGCGGAGGGAGCUGUCAAAGGUGCGAGAUCUGGAGGAGAAGUGUCGCAGCCAGAGUGAACAGUUUGGCUUGUUGUCCCGAGAGUUGGAGAAGUUUCGACUGCAGGCCUCAAAGUCGGAUCUGGCCGGCGCCGCCCUUCUCAACCACCCCGGCCUCUCUGUUCUGACAAAUGGAGUGGGCCUUUCUACAGAUCGAGACUGCACAGAUGGCUCAUGGGAUAUGGAGUCUCUGAGCGAAAUAGCCUUCUGGAGUCUCGAGGGAGGUGACACUCUCUCCUGCCCCGAGGGUAACGAUGUGGCUGCGGCACUUCGCAGCAUGGGCAGCACCCCGCACGCCGCCGGGCUGUCCAGAGCGGAACGCUCGCCGCUCACCAAGCAUCGAGAGCUUCCCACCAUCAGUGUCAGCAAGUCGGCCAACUCCUCCAGCAAGUCUGAGACUGCAAACCUCACCCCAAAGUCUGAGGGCCACCUUAGUCCGCACAAAUCAAGCCCAUCGCACGAGGUCGACACAGCCAGUGAGGUGGAGGAGCUGGACGUGGACCUGGCCCCUGCACCUUACGCUGCCAGCAGAGGCGCAUCGAAGCUGCAGGUUUUUAUUGCACGAUACAGCUAUAAUCCUUACGAUGGGCCCAAUGACAACCCCGAAAUGGAGCUACCACUCACUGCAGGAGAAUACAUCUAUGUGUACGGAGGCAUGGAUGAUGACGGCUUCUAUGAAGGCGAGUUGGUAGACGGAAGGAGAGGGCUGGUCCCCUCCAAUUUCGUGGAACCCGUGUCAGAUGACGACGUCAUGGGUACGGAUCCGCCAGAGACUAUUGAGCUAAGCCACAACAGCAGUUUGCACAGUGCCAGCCACCAGCAUCACCUCCACGCAAGUGUCCGCGCCUCCGAUAGAAGCGAGCUCUCUUCUGUCUGCGGCCCCGCCUCCGCCUCUUCCAAUUCGGCCUUGGCUGUCUCAGCCCCCCUCACCAAUGGCCUGGACUUGGAUUUGGAGGAGGUGGGAGCGGACACUGUGCCUUACCCACGUAAGCUCACCCUCAUCAAGCAGCUCGCCAAGAGCAUCAUCAUCAGCUGGGACCCUCCGUCGGUGCCGGCCGGGUGGGGCAACGUGUGGAGUUACAACGUCUACGUGGACCAGGAGCUCCGGCUCAACGUGCCCUUCGGCGCCCAGACCAAGGCGGUGCUGGAGAGACUGGACAUUAACCUCAAGGCUUACCGCGUGUCCGUGCAAAGCCUGACGGAAAAGGGACUUUCGGACCAGCUGCGCUGCAGCAUGCUCAUCGGCAGGGACGUUUGCGUGGCCCCCACGCAGCUGAGCGUGGACCGGGUCACGGCUACGUCCGCCAACCUGUCGUGGCUUCCCAGCAACAGCAACUACGUGCACAUUGUGUUCUUGAAUGAGGAGGAGUGCGAGCUGGUCAAGGCUGGCUGCUAUUCGCUGUGCCUCAAUAACCUCUUACCCAGCCUGCGGUACAGCGUCAAAGUGGAGGCGCGGCCGCACCGCACGCCUUGGGAGUUACCCGUGGAGCGACGUCAACGCACAAGUGCCACCAUCAACUUCAACACGCUAAUGGCAGGCCCCCCUGACGCUCCAUUAGAUGUUCAGUUGGAGCACGGUCCUUCACCAGGUAUCGCUCUCAUCAGCUGGCUGCCCGUCACCAUUGAUUGUGCCGGGACCUCCAACGGAGUCCGUGUCACUGGAUACACCAUGUAUGCAGAUAAGAAGAAGGUGCUGGAGGUGUCUUCUCCAACAGCCGGCAGCGCUCUGCUGGGACCCUCCCAGAUCCAGUCCCUACAGGCAGCUCAGGAGCUCACUGUUCGCACCAUGUCAGCACACGGGGAAUCUUGUGACUCUUUCCCAGUCAACGUGCCGUCCAAAAUGGCCGCCAUUAUGGCCGGUUCGCUCGCGAGCGCCCCGGUGGCGCCGCCCCACGCCUGCGAGCCCGUCGGAACCACAAACCUGCCCUCGUUAUUGUCUUUGGGAAAGUCCGCUGCCAAUGCCUCCCCAGCGGUCUGCCCGUCACCUCCGAACAGAGACAUUUCUAGCCUCACAGCGGAGGCCGCUGCCAACUCUCCCCAAGUCCCACACUCACCAGCCUCAUUUGUAAAGGCCUGGGCCGACCCCACGUCCGCUCCCGAGGCCACGUCACCCGUUACGUCCCUCGUCACCCCAGUGCAGAUGACGUGCCCCGCUUGGUCGGCUCCCCAAGCGCCUCCUGUAAUGGCGGUCGCACAAACACCAGAGCCGGCGGCGACCACGUCGGAUCAACGCAGAGAUGCCGAUAGCCCCGGAACGAUACGUCCCUUUCCAUCCAUUACAGAUUUCAUCGAAGAUCCCUGUGCCAAACUGGAAGCGCCGGAGCGCGUCCCCACACCGCCCAAAGCCCCAAUCACAGACCUCCUUAACCCUUCGGACACUUUAAUCCUUCGACCCCCGAGUACUUCACCGCUGGACUCUGAGGUUGAGGAGGAACAAGAGAACAAACGCUUAGUGUCAAUUGAGGAGUUUUUGAGACCAGACAAGGACCCAGCAUACACAAAGGGACAACAGAGCUUUGGCACAGAGCCCCCCAAUGACUACCUGGCUGACAACAGCCGCUCAGACCUGUCUGACAUCCUAGAAGAGGAAGAAGAAGUUUACUCCGACCAUCUGGCGGAAGCGCCCAACAGGGGAUACACAAUUACAGCUGGCAGAGUAACCAAAUCGGAGCCUUCAGACAGUGAUGAAGAUGUUCUUGAGAGGAUCCUUAAAUUGCCCCUUCAGCGGUACCGCGACAAGCAGCUGUUUAGUAUUCCCGAGGUGACCGAGGAAGAAGACGGCCCUUCACGUCAUCACAUACAGAUUCAACCCAGAGGCUUCCUUCAUCAGUGUCACCACCAUCCACAGCAGCACCACUUCAACGUGGAUCCCAGAUCCCUCACUAAAGAGCCUGGAUGUGAAGGUCCGGCCACCAGGCGAGGUCCCUUCCGCUGUCCUGCCCCCAAAGACAGAGUACUACUUCGAGGGUUAGGGGACCGCCUUAGGAGGGAGGCCAUGCUCCGGAGUCAGAAGGCCGCAACGGCGGCAGCGGCAGCGUCUAACUCGGGCCAUGACCCUACCCCGCCGCCAAGAACCUACCCAGUAAGCAAAACAGUACGCACCGUCAAAUCACCAAUUGGGCGUCGGAUGGAGAUUGACGUGGACUACGGGACGGAUGACAAUGAGGAAGCAGAUGCCACAGGGGAAGUGGUGCUAGAACAGAUGAGCUCAGAGUGGUGGAUCGAAAGCGCUCCAAUGGAGCACAGAGGACCUUCCUACCGUCAAGGAAGAAAGACCUUGGAGCCCAGUCAACUAACAAGAUUGGAGGCGGGUCCAUCAUGGGGGCCGGACUCCAAAUCAGUGGCUUUGCAAAGCCAGCAGCCGAAAGGUUCUUUUGACUCAGCCAAGAAAAAAGGAGAUCCCAGCCAAUUGCGCAUCUUUGUGGCCCUCUUCCCUUAUGAGCCUGCCACCAUGUCACCUAACCCGGACGCCGCUGAGGAAGAGCUGCCUUUUCGAGAAGGACAGAUUAUCACAGUUUACGGUGAUAAAGAUUCAGACGGGUUCUACCGAGGAGAGUCCGCUGGUCGUUCGGGCUACGUGCCUUGCAACAUGGUGUCCGAGAUCCAGGUGGAGGAUGAAGAAACCCGGCAGCAGCUUCUGCAGCAGGGCUUCUUAUCAACCCCAGCGCCCGUAGAGAAGAUAGGCACUCGCACACAUGCACAGCUCCCACGUCGCCCUGUUCCACCGGCCAAACCGAGACGAUCCAAGAAAGUGGAGUCUGCAACACUCUGGGAGGAGAGUGUAGACUCCUCCAGUCAAGAUGCAAGGAGCCAGGCAGCUGCUGCACCUGCAGCAAACUCCGCCCCAGGAUCUCGCCGGAUGGUGGCCAUCUUUGAUUACGAUCCGCGGGAGAGCUCACCCAACACCGAUAUCGAGGCCGAGUUGACCUUCAGCGCUGGAGAUAUCAUUCAUGUGAUUGGGGAUAUGGAUGAAGAUGGCUUCUUCUAUGGUGACUUGAAUGGACAACGUGGCUUGGUGCCGUCCAAUUUCCUGCAAGCUUUAGCAGAAGAUGCUCCAGCCGAGCAUGCCUCCGCUCAGCCUGCACCAGAACACAAGAAAGAAUCACAGGAAAGCUCCUCUAAAGAUCAACAAGAUCCCAGGCCCUCAACAAACCACGAUACUUUCAUCCCUCAAGAGGAAUCUCCAUGCCCCCAGCCAACAGAAGACUCAGAACCACUGGCCGUAAGCAGCACAUUAGAACCGGACCCCGCCUCUCCUCCAGCCCCUCACCCAGCGCUGGCCGACUGCUCUGCAGCGGGGAAAAAGAAGAAAGGCUUCUUCUCCAAAGGCAAGAAACUGUUCAAAAGGUUUGGAUCCAGCAAGAAAGAAUGAAAGGCAGGACCUGAUACUUGAUACCCAUGUUUUAUUUUUUGAAGCACUUUCUUUCUCUUCCCGAUUCAGUCAGUGGCAAGCACAGCUGGUAACCUUCAGUCAUUUAUUCAAUUUAACCAAUAAGUACAUUUGCCUUAGAAAACUGCUAGACAAGCUUGGAAUGAAAUGUGCAAUGUCGCUAGUCCAGCAAUAGCUAAUUAUCAAACCAGCAGCAGCUCCUUCUAUAGUUGUCGCAAUAGAAACUGAAAGGUGUGGCGUCGCUCCACGACAAAAGGCCUCAUGGAGCUUUGACUAAACGAAAGCUAACUUGUAGAAGCAGCAGCAGUCUUCCUCCUCUGUUGGAUGAUUAUUCACACAUUCAUUUUAACCCUAAUGUGUUUCCGAUGUUUGUCAUAAUGAUUAUGUUCUGUAUCGUAGACUCGCUGGAGUGUGCAUGCAGUCGUUGAGUGGCACUAAAGACGGGGAUGUGUGUGUGUGUGUUUGCGCUGUGCGUGUAAGCGUGCGUGCGCGCUAUCCAAAGCAAAUGCCUUUUUCCGAUAUUAGCACCGGAGCUCUCGAAUUUGUCGCCACCGGCCUAAUCGAUGCAUCCAAGCUAGCUUUGUAAAAAGAGCUUUUGAAUUGAACAACUGCAAUAAUAACGUUUAUUUCGAUGCCCUCCUGAUAUUUUUUUUCACGGUUGUGGAUAGUGUGCAGAAAGACAAUGCCAAAAUCUUGAGGUGCUUUUCCUGUUUGAAAACGCUGCAAAGAACUUCUUCGAGGUUGCAGCCAUUUUUAACUUGGAACUGUUACAAGCUAACUACUUAAGUAAUUAGUCAUUGUUAGUCAGAGAGAGCGGAGUCAAUGGGGGUGGGAAAUUUGAAAACGAGCCAGCACGUAGGUAAGGCUGAGACCGCAAUUAACCAUCUCCACCCCCCCCCCCCCUUUUUUUUUUUUUUUUUUGUAGAGGCCAGAAGUUGUCGGAGUGUACAAAAAGUCUUUGUGUUGUCGGAUUCUAUUUACGGCCUUGAAUGCACAAGUAUUACGUAACUCUACCUGCUGUUUAGUAAGUAGACUGCAAAUGUAGUAACCAGUAUUUAGCCUUACAAGAUGAUAUUGUUUAGUCUUCAUAUGUUGUUGUUUACAGCAUAUUUAUUGAUUGCAUGAAUACCAAUAUUAUGCCCAUAUUAUGCCUUAUUUAUUCAUUUCAUAUUUAUAUUUUCUGUCUGACAAUUUGAGGUGGAGAUUGUCCAAAUGCAGUGAAAAGAUCGUUGUAUAUAUAAGGAACAGUGUUUGGAUCCGUUUUUCUGUAUUUAUAUUGUAAAAACCUUUUUAUAUGACAUAAAAAUGUUUUUAUUACCGAUUCGCAAGCUCAUCUGUAAAUAUUUUUUGCAUGUUCAUGCGGCGUCCAUGCGGUAAAGGCUUAGUAUGCAAAAGAAUUGAAAGGUGGGUCUUUUGAUACAAAAGAAAGUGUCUAUUUUCACAUUAAACAAAAAGUGCAUUGAGCAUGUGAAUUUC